CCCUGUCAGUCCCGUAACCACCCUACUUCUCCUCCCAAACUCUACAAUAAUCCCCUUCAGCCUCUCAAUCUUCUCUUCUAGUGCCUUAAUCUCACCCUCCUGCUCCGCCACAUCCCGCUGCAUAUCCGGCAAUGCCGCCAACGCCGCCUUGGCCUUUUGAAUGCGAAUUUUCACCGCGCUAGCUUCCGACAGCAGCAACUUUGGGUCCAAAAAAGCAACUGCAGCUGCGUCUAUGGUAUUGGGACGCGCAGCGGUUGCAUUGGCAGACGACGCUCCGUGGCCCGGCCCGGGUCCGCCGAUAGCUGAUGAUGGUCCGUCAUUGCCGCCUGUAGAGGUUGGGUCUGCGGGGUGUUGGUGCGGGUCUGAAGAGCUUGAGGAAAGGCGAAGGAGGAGGUCGUGGAGCGCGGGGAGGAUAUCGAAGGUUUGUGGAGGAGGGAAGGGGGCGGGUUGUGCGGUGUCUUGCGGCUCCGGCUGGAGUUGGGGCUGGGUCUGGGAUUGGAAUUGCUGGGAGAAGCUGGGUGUCGCGGGUGAGGAUGUGCCUGUGGCCGGUUGGAGGGAGGAGGCUUUCUGGCCUGGGAGGGAGGCGGAGGUGGGUGUUCGCGAAGAUGCCAUUAUAAUAAUCUCUGGGUGCUCCCGCCUAGUUCCGGGUUGUAGGUUAGUUAAUUGUUAUGGUUGUGAUGCAGAAGCCCUUGAGCCGCCCUAGCUGCCGCCGUUGUCAUCAGCAAGUGUGGUGGUGGCGCGCAAGGCAAACUACCAAAAUGCCCCUCCUCCCCCGCCAACAUUUAUUUCUCCUCCAUACACAUACAUCUUUGCACAUAGAUAAUACACUAUUACCAGUUAAAUCGCUAAACAUAACCAAUUGCUGCCCUUAUGUUAAUCAAUUGGCGACAAUAAUUUACUAAUUAUCUCUGUACCCUCGACAUUCCUCGUCACCAUGGCCAAGGUCGACCAAAAAACUGUGUUGAUCGUUAUUGACGGCUGGGGUAUUGCUGGCCCCGACUCCCCUCCUGAUGGGGACGCAAUCGCCGCUGCUGACGCUCCCGUCAUGUCCUCCUUCGCCGACUCCAAUUCCAAAACUGCACAGGGCUAUACCGAGCUCGACGCCUCCUCCCUUGCCGUGGGCCUCCCCGAAGGCCUCAUGGGAAACAGUGAGGUGGGCCAUCUGAACAUUGGCGCCGGCCGCGUUGUCUGGCAGGAUGUCGUACGCAUCGACCUAACCCUGAGGAAAGGAGAGAUGAACAAAACCGAGAACAUCGUCAAGUCGUUCCAGAAGGCGAAAGAUGGCAAUGGGCGAUUGCAUCUGCUCGGCCUCAUCUCUGACGGCGGUGUCCAUUCGCACAUCAACCAUCUGUUCGGACUACUACAGGUGGCUAAGGACAUGCAGGUUCCCAAGGUCUUUAUCCAUUUCUUUGGUGAUGGGAGAGAUACGGAUCCAAAGAGUGCGACUGGGUAUAUGCAGCAGUUGCUUGAUAAGACCAAGGAAUUGGGUGUGGGUGAGUUGGCGACUGUGGUUGGGAGAUAUUAUGCUAUGGAUCGCGAUAAGCGGUGGGACCGUGUCGAAGUCGCUAUGCACGGGCUCGUUACUGGCGAAGGAGGGGAGGAAUCGACGGAUCCGGUCAAGACCAUCCAAGAGAGAUAUGAGAAAGGGGAGAAUGAUGAGUUCUUGAAGCCAAUUAUUAUUGGAGGAAAGGAGAGGAGAAUCCAAGACAACGACACGCUCUUCUUCUUCAACUACCGCUCUGACCGUGUGCGGGAAAUAACGCAGCUCCUAGGGGACGUGGACCGAUCGCCCAAACCAAACUUCCCUUACCCCAAAGACAUCUCUAUCACAACGAUGACCCAAUACAAGACAGACUACAAAUUCCCCAUCGCCUUCCCCCCACAGCACAUGGGCAAUGUUCUCGCAGAAUGGCUGGGCAAACAAGGUCUCAAACAAUGCCACGUCGCCGAGACAGAGAAAUACGCCCAUGUCACCUUCUUCUUCAACGGCGGCGUCGAGAAGCACUUCCCUGGCGAGGAGCGGGAAUUAAUCCCGUCUCCCAGAGUAGCGACCUAUGACCUCGACCCGAAAAUGAGUGCUGCUCCCGUUGCGGAUAAACUCGCUGAACGUAUUGGGGAGAAGAAAUUCGAGUUCCUGAUGAACAAUUUCGCCCCACCAGACAUGGUGGGUCAUACCGGAGUGUAUGAAGCUACCAUUGAGGCCGUGACGGCCACGGAUAAGGCUAUUGGACGGGUUUUCGAAGCCUGCAAGCAGAAUGGAUAUAUUCUUUUCGUUACUGCUGACCAUGGGAACGCCGAAGAGAUGAAGAACGCUGAGGGAACACCCAAAACGUCACAUACGACCAACAAAGUUCCCUUCAUCAUGGCUAAUGCCCCAGAGGGAUGGAGCUUGAAGAAGUCCGGUGGCGUUUUGGGUGAUGUUGCGCCAACCAUCCUCGCGGCCAUGGGCAUUGAACAGCCCAAGGAAAUGACGGGACAAAGUCUUCUCGUCAAGGCUUAGAAUGAUUCUCUUUUUGUGUUGAGUGUAGUAUCAGCAUAGAGAUAGACGGUCUGUAUUCCUUUCUUCGAAUGGGAUAUAGACGCGUGGUAGAGCUAUGACCAGUGCAUAUUUUGGCAAUAUCUUAAUUUAUAGUCGAAUAUCUUUUUUGUUAAAAUUUUCUAGUCUUGGGGAAGUCCAUGGUAAAGCACGUUGAUGUGACCGCAACUUGCGGGAUAUGUGUGUGUCAUUGAGCGAUGAUAACUCUGAACAGCUGCUGUCCUUUUCUCGGUGCAGAUAAACAAUUUGAAGCAAAUGCGGGUGCAUGCUAUAUUCAGGAAAAAUAGUGCGCUAAACAAAUACGCCGUUUUAACCCUCUUUUCCCUUUGUCAACCUCUGCUAUUGGCACUGCUCUGUUGUCUUUGCAGCUCCCUGCGCUUGACCGUAUUCCUAAAUCUGUCAAUUGCAUUUGUCUUGGUCGCCAAUGAAUCUAGUUCCUCAGUCGCAAUCGGUUCCCUUAUAGGGAAUUUAACCUAGAACAUUCCCAGGAUACAUAUAGUGGGGCAAAUGCUCCCAAGGCUCGGAACGGUUUCGUAAUAAUCCAGUGUUACAGAGGGAAGAUAUGGCUCUGGGCAAAGGAACUGGACCUGGUCAUCAAGUCAUUAUAUUUAUAUAGGACCGUAUUGAUUGUCACUAUCAGGCAGUAGCUGUGCCUUCUGGAGGCUGUUGCUGUUGUAAUUGCGUUUGUAGUUGAAUAAUCUGCGAGAGAAAGGAUCAGACAGGUGCUAUAAAAUGAGACGCUGACCAAGGGUGGUGCAUACCUCAAUCUUCUUUUUCUCGCUCUUCUCUUGAAUAUCACAUAUUUGCUUUUCGAUUCGAGUUCUAGUCAUCUCUCAAGUUAGCGAUACAUGUUGGUGAACGAAGAAAUGUAAUGCCCUUGUAGACAGGGCAAAUAUCCUUGCGAGUGGAAGGGGUGUUAAGGCGUGCACACACAUCUCCUUUUCGAUAAAACCCAGACGUCCGUCUACAGCCAUCACGGCAUCAUGCUUAUCUUGCUUAAGAAGAAUCGGGCCAACCAAUUUGUAUAUGUUCGCGUCGCUUUCAAGGGACUUGAAUUCCUGUGUAGAGGGGUAAUUCGAGAAUAUGUCAAUGUGAUAGUCCCAAC
Molecule: messenger RNA, 3641 nt
Organism: Blastomyces gilchristii SLH14081
Lineage: Eukaryota; Fungi; Ascomycota; Eurotiomycetes; Onygenales; Ajellomycetaceae
Product: 2,3-bisphosphoglycerate-independent phosphoglycerate mutase
Exons: 6
Coding region: 935-2500 (521 amino acids)
Biological process (GO): glucose catabolic process
Cellular component (GO): cytoplasm
Molecular function (GO): manganese ion binding
Source: RefSeq, a predicted model, not a curated record